Messenger RNA from Oppiella nova, 1608 nucleotides. The record is from the annotation of a GenBank genome assembly. NCBI's taxonomy places the organism in Eukaryota, Metazoa, Arthropoda, Arachnida, Sarcoptiformes, Oppiidae.
AUGCUUAGACAGAGAGUGCAGAUGCAGGAGAGGAGACACCACCUGAGGAGGGCUUGUAUUGUAAUGAUUAUUAUUGUUCGCGGAACUACCCGGGCUCAAUGGGAGGAUGUGACGGGGUCGACGCCACUGACGUUUGUCAACGACUGCGUCUCGUUCACGACCACAGUGUCGGCCCGUUUCUGGCUCAUCGACUGCCGCCAAGUGAACGAAGCGACCAAAUUCGCCACUGAGUUGUAUCAGGAGGCCAUUCACGUGCCCUUUAUGUCAAAGUUUGUGGUGUUCGCCAAACGCCACGACCCCUCCGAGGCGCAGCUCCGAGUCUUCUGCAUGACUGAUGAUAAGGAGGAGAAGACGCUGGAAAAUCAGGAACACUUUACCGAAGUGGCCAAAUCGCGCGACGUGGAGGUGCUCGAGAACAAGGCACAGUUCCUGGAGUUCGCCGGCAACCUAAUACCGGUGACAAAGUCCGGCGAACAGCUGAGCCUCACGUUCCGGGCGUUCCGCGAGAAUCGGUUGCCGUUUGUGAUGCGCGUCAAAGACCCCAAUCAGGACCCGUUGGGACGGAUAGCCUUUAUGCGCGAGAAUAAGCGCAUCCGCGGCUCAGAGGCCACACAACAACCCAUUUGUAACCUAAACAUCGAAUUGCCGGACAUUUGCCGCGAGGACGCGUCGCCCAACGAUUUCGAUGGCAUCGAAAAGCAAUACGAUUUGUCCGCUCCUGGCCUUAAGCUAAGCACUGGCGGUGUCGACCAAAACGGGUUCGACGCGCUUAAGGAUGAUUUGGGUCGUUCUCGGACCACAUCACGGGGUACUUCUCUCGGUCGAGAAGUCUCGAUAGAUGUGUCGUACGACGAACAGGACAUCAUGAAGGAGGCGGAAUCUGCAGAAGAGAGUGGCAGUGAAGGCGGAGUCAAAGAUCACUCGCUAUCUGCGGACAGGGGUCGCAGUCGUACGGCCAGCGAAGUGGACGAACUGAAGCGCGUGGAGGAGUCGUCGGAGAGAGAGGCGGCCGCACAGAAGUUCCUGGAGUUCCUCGAAGAGCAGGACAGAGAGGACUCGGAAGAGAGGGCUAAGAAUAGGGGCGAAGACUCGAACCUCCCGUCGGAACUGUUUGUAGUGAAAGAAGAAAUGAUGAUUCCGUUAGAGAGCUCCUCCUAUAGAGACGAACCGACGGAAAUCAGAACCACCGAAACGACGAGCAUUCUUGACGACGGAACCAUUAAACACACGAUCACUGCUGUCACGAAGACAACUGUUGUCCAAACCCAGGAUGGGGACGAAGGCCUUAAUGUGGAUCCUCAGCGACAGCUGCUGGAGAGCGAGACCUGGCACUCAGAGCAGGACACGAGUCAGGUCUCGGUGUCGAGUCUGCCGGAGGACGAGAAGUCGGAGCCCUCGACGGCCACUGUGUCGAGCACUACGACCACAAACACCGGCGAUAAUAUUGCUUCCGCUUUAGUCACCACAUCUGUUGAAGACGAACCGCAUUUCGAUGCUAUUGUCGAACAAAAAGAGUGGACUGAAGAGGACGGAAGCGGUUGUGUUCAGCAUAUUAUAGAGCAGACGUCGACCAUAAUCACCGACGAAAGAGACCCCAAAUACGUCUAA